AUGUCUAGUUAUAGUAAGAAAGUGGAUGUUAGUGUAGAACAAAUCCGUGCAAUAUAUGGUCAAUUAUUAGAAUCUUUACAAGAGCAAGUCUCUGAAUCCUUACCUAGUGAUACUACUACUACUACUACUAAUGCAGAAGGAUCCUCUAAUAAGACUAUAAAAGAGAUCCAAAUAUAUUUACAAGAGUAUUUGCUACGUGUAAUGGAAAUGUCAUCGGGUUCAUUAAAUAUAGUAAACCUGGAAAACAGUAAUAACAAUGAUAUGAACGGGAUGUUAACAGAUACACAACAAAAAUAUGUUGAACCAUUUGACAUUGAAUUGAAUGAAGAAGUACGACAAAAAUACCAAGAAUGGGAAGAUUUAACAGUGAAAGUAUCACAAUUAAGAAGAGAUGGUCCACAGACAAUAAAUACAAUGUAUCAAACAGAAACAACAACGAUGUUAGAGUCAUUAGAUGCACGUAUACACGACACUCUAAACAGCAGUAGCAAUGAUGAUAAUAAUAAUAAUAAUAAUAAUAAUAAUAAUGAUAAUAAUGAUAAUAAUAAUGAUAAUGAUAAUACUACCCCGAAUACUCUUACGCAGAAUGAUCUUAAUAACAAAACGAUACUUAAAGAUUAUGGUGAGAUAUUAACUGACUUACACUCUACAAAGGAACAGAUACCCGACACACGCGCAAGUCUAUCCAAACUCAAGACUUUGCUAGCCUUCUUACAACAGGAUCAAGCAUAA
Maudiozyma barnettii is the source of this 732-nucleotide messenger RNA. RefSeq names its product MIND complex subunit NSL1 (gene NSL1). Bases 1 to 732 code for a protein of 243 amino acids. Gene Ontology annotation, biological process: mitotic sister chromatid segregation. The transcript has a single exon. Gene Ontology annotation, cellular component: kinetochore. NCBI's taxonomy places the organism in Eukaryota, Fungi, Ascomycota, Saccharomycetes, Saccharomycetales, Saccharomycetaceae. The record is from RefSeq and is a predicted model, not a curated record.